UGCUAAUGGAAUUUAUUUUUCCCUCCAAAGCUACAAAACCCCCGAGAUAUAAAUGUGGAACGACUAAAAUUUGUCCAGAGAACCAUUUUGCAUUCAAAAUGGCAAGUGGAGCGGCCAACGUCGUUGGGCCUAAAAUUUGCGUAGAAGAUAAUGUGUUGAUGAGUGGAGUUAAAAACAAUGUUGGAAGAGGGAUUAAUAUAGCGCUGGUCAACGGCAAAACAGGUAGCAUGGUGGAUACAAAAUUCUUUGACAUGUGGGGUGGAGAUGUUGCCCCGCUUAUUGACUUUCUGAAGACCAUUAAAGAUGGAACAAUCGUAUUAAUGGCAACCUACGAUGAUGGCGCAACUAAGCUUAACGAAGAAUCGCGGAAACUAAUAUCUGAACUAGGAAGCACAUCCAUCACGAACCUUGGCUUCAGAGACAACUGGGUCUUCUGCGGCGGGAAAGGAAUCAAGACUAAAAGCCCAUUUGAACAGCAUAUUAAGAACAACAAAGACACAAACAAGUAUGAAGGAUGGCCAGAGGUCGUGGAGAUGGAAGGCUGCAUUCCACAGAAGCUGGACUGAAGGCAUCGUCAAAUGGACAUUUACAGUGCGAAAGGACAUUGGAGGGGAAAUGCACUUUCUGCUGCUGUUGGGUAGAGAAUACUUUGUAUGGAGGAAGAAGAAUUACUAUGUAUGGGCACAUCCCAUCCAGGCUAGUAUCUCGCUCAAGGCCCACAAAAAUGAAUGGGAGCUGAGCAAAUGAGCAUGGUGAAUCGCGCAAUUCAUUUUUAAAUGGGGCUUGUGCAGGGAUUUAUCCGGCCAGAUUGUGCCCCAUGUAAAUACUCUCCAAGCAUGUUUCCACCUUAGAAUGUGCAUGGGCAUUGACAUUUUUGGAAAUCCGAUUUAUUUAUUGUCAAAACAGAGAUCCUUCUUUUGGUGUAAAUGUGUACAUAGGCCCAGACCGAGGAAAUUGCUCUUUCUAAGCAUCUUCCUCCUAUCCUUACUUGCUUUUCUUUUACUCCCCCCCCCCCCAAAGCACAAUGUUCAGGUUAUUUUAUGGUAAAUCUCUUUUAGAACUACCAGCAUAGGCCAUUAAAUGUACCCAAUAAAUAACUGAACUGAUCCUGAGCUAUGUUGUAAUUUGCUCAAACAAUGGUGACGUUGGCUGCAAGUGCGUAUCUGGUGGGAUAUGCCAGCCUUAGCCAAAAAUGCGAACUUAUAUUUAUGCUCUGCCUCUUUGAAAGCAGCACUCUUCUGUGAUCCCUCCUCCUUUUCAAACCUUCAGAUAGGUGAAGGUUGAGUGUUGAAUACAAAAUUGUAGGCUGCUAUAAGAAGCACAAUUAAACCCUUUAAAAAUGAAAACCAAUGUUAUAUCAUUGCGUUCGUUGCUAUUGUUAGAUUAUCUGUGGCCCAUGCUUCUGGUUAGCAAAACGUACUGCUAAUAGAGCAGGAUAAUGUAGUUGCUUUGUGUCUGUGUGUGUUCAGCUAGACAUCUUUUAAAGUUCUAUAAACCACCAACCGCGCCAAUUGCUUUAGAUAGUAUUGGAGAGAAACCCACCAUUGGCAGUUAGUGUUAUUCUGGAAGCAAGCAGUUGCAUGUUAAAAAAUAGACUUAAUUUCUAUUAGGAAUUAAACUCCGCACGCAUCAGCUAAUCUGGGCGGUUUUGCUACCUAUCCUACAAGUAAAAAAUUGAGGAAAGGGGUUGAAUAUUUUGGGGAAGGGAACUCUUACGGAGCACAUCUAUAUUAUAGGACUGAAAAUGUUGCCAAUUGAAUAUCCUGUUUUAACGAUAGGGUUUAAAAGGGCAGACCACAUCUUUAAGGAUAUUUGAUGUUCGUUUAUGGUCAUUUCAUCACCCCCUGGCAGGUGUGUGCAUCCUGUGUGCAAACUGAUGGUUUGGAAAAUCCAUGUGCCACAUUUUUUGCUACUAGGCUCUAAAGGGCUCUACAUGCACAGUGCACACCUCUGGCAAUCGCUGGAAUCCACAGACUGUUUCCCCCCGCCCCCCCAAAAAAAUCCCAUUCCUUCUCUUCCUGCUGCACCCCCCCCCCUCCACAAAAAAGCACCUCCAGGAAGCAGAAAGACAAGCUUCUUCCACAACUUGCUGGUACUUGGUGAGAAUUGUGGGCCCAGUGUUCCUAAAAGUGACUCAGGCCAUUUGGGGUCUGCUUUGUAGUGGCGGGGCCCCUGCAGUGGUGCUAAUUUCUGCAGUCCUCCACUGGGGUUCCAAUUUGGGUGGGGUUUUUUUAGACUUGUACACAACUCAGAGGCAGUGAACCUGCAGCCCUUCAGAUGUAAUUCAGCUACAACUACCGUCCCGUCCCCCCACUGGUCUUAGAGACCUUAUCAAAGUGUAAUAUAAUUUUGAUGGUGUGUUUGCUGUAGGGGAUCAAGUUAUAUUUCUGUGUACAGUCUUGUCAAGUCUGCGCUGUGUUGGCAGAUAGGGUUAGCCAACCUUCCCCGCCCCAACAGUAGGAGCAUUUUAAAACCAAGCAGUUGACUUGGUUACUGAGAGUUGCAGUUGGACUAAUCAAAUAUUGUUUGCACUAAAGAUAUUAAAGCAAUACUGAUAAUUAUGGCUUAAAAUAGUUCAGAAGAGCCACCCAACUUUCCAAACCAAGAGCUGGUGACUGGAAUCUGAGCUGCUUUACUGUUUUAACCUGUUCAUACCAUGUUUUUUCUCCCUUCUUCUUAGCAAUUUACUGUAGCCUAGCAAUAAAAUGCACCCUCAACAGUCAAAGGCAAUUAUUUGUAAAUACCAUGCAGAUUUGUUGUUCAUGUUCAGAAGAAAUAAAACCACAUUUCCGAGUAUUAUAUUUUUUCAUCAAAUAAAGUUUUUAAAACCCACGA
This is a messenger RNA of Podarcis muralis (Common wall lizard), 2835 nucleotides long. The record is from RefSeq and is a predicted model, not a curated record. Lineage: Eukaryota; Metazoa; Chordata; Lepidosauria; Squamata; Lacertidae.